AUGGUGUACUUGAUCGCUAUGGCAGUUUGCAACAUCACAACUGACAUCGCACUUCUCAUCUUGCCAUUUCCAACACUGGCUGUCGUUAGACUGAAUCUGAAGACUAAAAUCCAGCUCGCUGUUCUAUUCAGUAUCGGCAUUCUACUAAUCGCAAUCACUAUUGCACGUGUACCGUUAACUUUACAAGAUUCUAUGUCCCAAAGUUCUCGAUCCACUUGGGCCACAAUCGAGAUCUUAUGUAGCUGCAUAGUUGCGAAUGCGCCUUUCUUCUACGGGAUUAUACGAGAACUUCAAUCAUCAGUGACUGAUGCAAGUCGGUCAGGAGGACCGGUCUACAUAUCGAGAAAGGGAUUGGAUCAAAAGUCUUACGAGCUGGAGUUGGGUCCUACAAAUAGUGUGGGAAACAAUAGUUCUCAGGAACUCGUCAUGUCACCAUGA
Messenger RNA from Colletotrichum abscissum, 438 nucleotides. RefSeq lists its product as uncharacterized. The coding region runs from base 1 to 438 and encodes 145 amino acids. NCBI's taxonomy places the organism in Eukaryota, Fungi, Ascomycota, Sordariomycetes, Glomerellales, Glomerellaceae. The transcript is spliced from 3 exons. The record is from RefSeq and is a predicted model, not a curated record.